UGUGUGGUUUUCUCUGCCUAUUAAAUUGUACUGCUCGGGCUGGACUUGUCUUGACUAUAGGUGGAAUGUACUGUUAGUUGUUAACAUUUCUAAAAAAAAAAAAAUGGAUCCUCCAGACUUCGAAAGUAUGAACUUCACCGUGAAGCUCGUUGAGAACACAUACCCUUUAUGUGAGAAAUGGAAAAACGGCUCCGAGGGCUCGGUGUAUCACCUCGCCCACAUCUUCCUCUUUCUCGGCUUCAUGGGUGGAAGCGGAUUUUACGGACAGCUCUAUUUGUUCACCUUCCUGACUUUGGGCUUUUUUUGCGCCACUCUUUGGGCUUGGACGGACCCCUGCACCAAUGACGCCUUCCUGUGGUGUUUGGCGCUCUUCUCGGUGUGUUUGGGGCAGGUUCUCCAUGCUGCCUACAGACUCCAGAGAGUGUCUUUUAAAAGGGACUUCCAGGAGCUUUACAACUGCCUGUUUAAAAAGCUUGGAGUGUCGCUUUCACACUUUGGGAAAAUUGUUGCUUGCUGUGACGAAGACAUCCACACCAUAGAGAAGGACCAUUGUUUCGCCAUUGAGGGGAAGACGGCCAUUGACAAGCUGUCAUUGCUCCUGACUGGCAGAAUCCGAGUGACAGUUCAAGAUGAGUUUCUACACUACAUCUAUCCCUUUCAGUUUUUGGAUUCACCAGAAUGGGACUCACUCAGACCAUCAGAGGAGGGGGUAUUCCAGGUCACCCUGUCCGCUGAUAACCCGUGUACGUACGUAUCAUGGAGGCGGAAGAAACUCUACCUUCUUUUUGCCAAACACCGCUACAUAGCCAGGAUCUUUGCCCUGGUUGUGCGGAAUGAUAUUGCAGAGAAGCUGUACUCCCUUAACGACAAGGCAUUCGACUGCUCCGGACACCGCUAUGAUCUCCGCUUACCGAGUUACUGCCACAUGCCAGGGACUGAAUUAGAAACGGCAGAUGUCCCCUCAAAAGUCCCAGUGCAGGAAUGACUGCUUGGCCACUCAAAUACUGCUGCAGGCAUGACACACCUUCGCACUUUCAGAAUGUGGUGAAGAUUUUUACCGGUUUCAUUGCAGUAAUGUUUUGGUAAACAUUGCACACGAUUCUGAACAAGUGCAGGGAGCUUGCAAGGAGCUUGCAAGCUGCACAUAAUGUAGGUGUUUGGAAUAUGGCGUACAUAUUGUAAACUAACCCAAAUUCUCAAACACACAUAAAGUGCUGAAAUGGCACACAUUUUGCAUAAAAUACAUAUAAAUUUCAUACAUGUAAUUCAAUUCAUUUUCAAAGAUACAACCAUAGUAUAUCUGCACUACUGAUCUGUCUGUCCGCACAAUGUAUGGAUAUGUUUCACUAGCGAUUGGCUGUUAUCUGGGAUGUGGCUCUGUAUGCAACCAAUCAGAUGGUGCCGUGGGUGGGACAAUACUGGAGACAGAACUGCAGACGGAGAAGCUCGCAUCUGAGCCUAAAUAAUCCAGUUUUAAAUAAGUCAAAAUGCAAAAAUAUCGUCUGAUAAUAUUAAUUAAUUGGUCGUUCACUGUUGUAAACCGUAAGAUGGUAAUAUGUUUGGAUGAUUUUGAAUGUGGUUAACGGAUAAUGUGGAUAAUUUGUUGUUGUAUGACAUCCCCAUCUGCAGUGGAGUACAACAACAGUGACUUAACCCCUACUUGGUCCUGUGAGCCUAAUUCUGGUCAGAUGUUGGUGAUGAGGAGCAUAGUUCCGGUUAGUUGGUGGGGCUACUUGGCUUAUCAAAACAAUAUGUGGUCAAAAGAGUAAUAGAUGACGACGCAUAAAUAACUGUUAGGUCUGAUUUUUGUCCAUGUGAAUGGGUGACUUGGUCAAGCUUUGAGCAGGAGGGGAUGGAAAAUGAAUGUGGACUGAAUGUGCCGUCUAGCUUGACAAACACCAAGAUAGCUAAAUAUCUGCUGGAGAAGAGUGUGGCAUAAACCGAAAUCUCAUGUGUUACGUUGGGAAAUCCCGCUUACAAUGCAGACUACCAGUUACGGUGUGACGGUACUGUUUAAUACCCAAUACUAUCUGUUGGUCCAGGUAGAGGGGUGGUCGACAGGACUCAAAAUUGAAAUGUCAACAAGACUUCACAACAUACAUAUGAAUUCAUAUUUUAAAACACUGUAUUUGGUUGUGUGGAGUGGUUAGCACGCAGACCUCACAGCUAGGAGACUAGGGUUCGAUUCCACCCUCGGCCAUCUCUGUGUGGAGUUUGCAUGUUCUCCCCGCGCAUGUUUUCUCCGGGUACUCCGGUUUCCUCCCACAUUCCAAAAACAUGCUAGGUUAAUUGGCGACUCCAAAUUGUCCAUAGGUAUGAAUGUGAGUGUGAAUGGUUGUUUGUCUAUAUGUGCUCUGUGAUUGGUUGGCGACCAGUCCAGGAUGUACCUCGCCUCUCGCCCGAAGACAGCUGGGAUAGGCUCCAGCAGUAGAGAAAAAGCAGUAGAAAAUGAAUGAAUGAAUGUAUUUGGUUGUACCUGUAUUGUUGGUUGAAUGCAUAUAAAUGUUAGUAAACAAAAACACUAUUUAAUUUCUCUACUUGUUCGGGCUUGGAACUUGUAAAUAUGGUCAUAUUUAGUGUUUUAGUAAUGCAGUCACAUGACACUGUUUUGUGUAACUUUAUCAUAUAAAUGAUUAUACACAGAUAUGUAUAAGCAUAGUAAAUUCAAUAUAGAACUGCUAGUGUUAUAGUCACUGGAUAAUAUUGUGUUUGUGUAUGCAGUGUCAAACAAAAGCGAAAUCCAUAAAUGCUGCAAAUAAAACACAAUAGAAAUUCUUGUGUUGGAAAAGUCAACAAUUUUUACUGUAAGAGAACUAAAAGGAAAUAAAGAUAACUUGUAAAUGUGUUG
Molecule: messenger RNA, 2848 nt
Organism: Doryrhamphus excisus (bluestripe pipefish)
Lineage: Eukaryota; Metazoa; Chordata; Actinopteri; Syngnathiformes; Syngnathidae
Source: RefSeq, a predicted model, not a curated record